CGACUCUUCUCCCGCCCGCGUCGUCCCUGCCCCGCUCAGUCGAGGCACCAUGACGACGACUCGUCGUCUCCCCUCGCGCUCGCCCACGCCCGAAGAUCCCGCCAUCCUGGCCUUUCUCGCACGCGCCAAAGCGUCCGCCGCGCCGCUUUCCGCCGCAGACGAAGCAGCGCGUGCCGCGCGUCUCGCCGCGGGCGGAGCGACGCAGGUGCGCAGCCGCUUUGAGCGCGAGCGGGAUGAGGCCGCCAGAAGGAAGAAGGAGGAGGAGGAGAGGGCGGCGCUGGCGUAUAGGGAACUGCUGAGGGACAUGGAGGGAGAGGAGGAGGUGAGGGAGAAGAAGAAGCAGGUCGGCUUCGUGCGCGCGGGCGGCGUCGCCUAUGCCCCCACCGCCCGUGCUCCAGCCGCACGAGCGCCCUCCCCACCCCGUGUGCCCGCUUCAGCCCGCAGCGGCAUCGGCUCGAGCUCGAGCGGCGGCGGCAGCGGCAUCGGCAUGCGUCGCGCGUUCGGCGAUGACGAUGAGGAAGAAGAGGCAAUGGCACCGCCGCGCGGAGGCCUGGGCGUCGCGAGAGGCUUGGCACCUGGCCUGGCGGGCCGGAAUCCGGCGGCGGCGUUUGUGAGACCUGCGGUGCAGGCGCAGCAGACGGAGAAGAGAGGUGGGAUUGGAGGGGCGGCGUUUGGGGAGGAGCGUGUUGAGGAUACUGCUGCAUCAGGCUCGAGACGCAGAGAGCCGCCGGGCAAGAAGCGGCGCGUGAUGGAGGACUUCGCUGGCGAGCUGGCGCGAGAUCAAGCCGCUCGCGAGACGCGCAUCAAGGAGCGUCUGGGCGACAACACAUCAGUCUCAGCCGUGCUGGCGCAAGAGACGGCGCCCCGAAGCGGCAGCCACAGCACGGGCGACCACAACUCCACAAACGUCUGUGUGCUCAAUUUGCCCGGCGACGUGACCGAGGCCGAGCUGGGGCGCCACUUUGCGCGCUACGGCGACGUCGCUACCGUCAAGAUCAUGUAUCCGCGCGAUCAUCGACCCGACAUGGGCGCCGGCGCACUCAAGGGCCUCGUAGGCUUCGUGAGCUUUAUGCGUCGCGAGGACGCAGAGUAUGCGAUGCAGCAUGCCGACGGGGCAAAGUGGGAGUCAAACGGCGCUACGCUGUCCACUAGCUGGGGCAAGGGGAUGCCAAAGCCGGCGCGAGCACUUUAUCCGCAAUCAAGCUUCGCAAAGCAAGAACGUCGGCGCGGCACCUCUCCCGUCCGUCUGCGUCCUCGCUCUCCCGAAGGCGGCCCUCGUCCUCAUCGCCGCACGCGCGGGCGCAGUACGAGUCCCUGCAGUGUCCUCCGCGAGCGGCUCGAGAUCUACGAUGCGCCGCUGCUGCGCACCAUGCAAGAGAUUGCACCGCAUGCGAGAGAGUACGGCGAUAAGUUCCUCAACGUCGUCCGGGAUCGUGAGCGCGCGAAUCCGCGCUUUGAGUUCUUGCGCGAUGAGAACCUGCCUUCCUAUCAGUACUUCGCCUCGCUCGUCGAUCCGACUUACAUCCCACACAUCGAAGCACCGCCCUUCAGCGACGAGGGCUAUGCAUCGCUCUACUCGAGCGACUCGGAGGAGGAAGCCGAGGCCGAGAACAUGCGCAAUCGCCGCGGCGACGAGCUGUCGCCUGCUGCUCGUCGACGCUUCGAGGCGAUGCUGCGAGGCAUUACGCCGCGGCGAGAGCGCAUCGCUCGCGCUAUGGCGUUUGCCAUCGAGCGGGGACAUGCUUCCGAGACGAUCUCCGAGAUCCUCGUCGCCUCACUCCUGCAGCCCUCAACGCCUCUAGCUCGCAAGCUAGCCCGUCUUCACGUCGUCUCCGACAUCCUGCACAACAGUGCCGCCCCACUGCCGCACGCGUGGAAGUACCGUGCAGCGCUCGAGGCUCGUUUGCCGACGGUGAUGCGGCAUUUCGCCGACGUGGCGCGCAGCCUGGGCGGACGACUGAGGCAGGAGGCGGCGAGGGCGGGAGUCAGGGUCGUCCUGGAUGCAUGGGAUGAGUGGCUUGUCUACCCGAAGGAGACGAUUGAUGAGUGGCGCCGCUUGCUCGACGGCGGCGCGGAGAGCUAGCAAUGCCGAUGCGUCCGCUGCAAAAGUGCCAAGCUCGAAGACUCGGCGUGCGCGGCGAAAGGCAGCGAUCCUUUCGCGCCUCUGCAGCUCUCGAUCACACAAGUCAGACGAAAGAUGUAAGGGGGGCUGCAGCGCAAAGGCAU
Molecule: messenger RNA, 2226 nt
Organism: Tilletiopsis washingtonensis
Lineage: Eukaryota; Fungi; Basidiomycota; Exobasidiomycetes; Entylomatales
Exons: 10
Coding region: 50-2083 (677 amino acids)
Biological process (GO): RNA processing
Cellular component (GO): nucleus
Molecular function (GO): RNA binding
Source: RefSeq, a predicted model, not a curated record